CAACAACACUUCCUGGAACUUGGCCAAAAGUUGCUGCUGCUCCACCAGCAAAUGCAAGUUAUACAAAACUUGUAGAUCUCACCAAGGUUAGGAAUGCUCCUAUCACUAAAUUGAAUGCUGCCGGUAGUCCUACUUGUGCAGCUCAAGAUACUUACUGUUAUUGGUCUUGCACAACUUGCGUUAGAAACGAGACCGAUAUUUAUUUUUGUCCUAAGAAAUUAGAUUGGGGUCUUUCUUUAGAUGAUGGCCCAACUGAUUUUACAACACAAGUCUUGGACUUUUUAGACACCCAAAAUAUUAGAGUCACCUUUUUUGUUAUUGGCUCUAAUGUAAUUCAACAUCCCGAAAUCUUACAAAGAGCUUAUAAAGCAGGACAUCAAAUUGGUGUACAUACUUGGUCACAUACUAUGUUAACAACUGAAAGCAGUGAGGUAGUUAUUGCCGAACUCAUGUAUACUCGUGAUGCUAUAAAAGCCGCUAUUGGUGUUACUCCUAAAUACAUGCGUCCACCAUAUGGAGAUUAUGAUGACCGAAUUCGUGAUAUUUCAACUCAACUUGGUUUAAUACCAACUGUUUGGGAUUUAGAUACAAACGAUUGGAUGUCAGCAGAUGAUAAAACUUUCCAACUUUCCUGGAUCACUGCUAACUUUACUCAAUGGGUAUCUGAUCCAAAACUCGCCAACACUGGCCAUAUCUCCCUCGAACACGACUUAUAUAAUCAAACCGCUGCUCAAAUUCCUUUGGUCGUGCCAAUCCUUAAGAAAGCUAAUUAUAAUAUAAAACCUAUUUAUGAAUUUCACACUGAUAAUCCUGCUUCAACAAACCAAAAAUCCGAUGCUACAAGAAUAUUCAAUAACAAUCUUUUGCAAAUGAUGUUAUUAACAUCUUAA
Molecule: messenger RNA, 890 nt
Organism: Scutellospora calospora
Lineage: Eukaryota; Fungi; Glomeromycota; Glomeromycetes; Diversisporales; Gigasporaceae
Source: the annotation of a GenBank genome assembly